Messenger RNA from Neodiprion fabricii, 1039 nucleotides. RefSeq lists its product as uncharacterized. Lineage: Eukaryota; Metazoa; Arthropoda; Insecta; Hymenoptera; Diprionidae. Bases 17 to 958 code for a protein of 313 amino acids. The record is from RefSeq and is a predicted model, not a curated record. The transcript has a single exon.
CCGGGGGUUCACAAAAAUGUCUGCAAUUGUUCGUGAAGAGGCUACGACGCCGACGACACAUCGAGGGUUAUCGGAUUGGUGGAACGAGGAGACUGAGUAUGUGUUCCAAAGGAUUGAGGAAUGGGCCGCUUUAGCGCGAGGCUACAACCGCCUCAAAUCGCAGAGGUAUUCUCGAGGGCAUCUGACCAUGAAAGAAGAGCCAGGCGACACCAACUGGAGCAUUUCGGCGAAUAAGCUCGUGGUGGGAGACUGCGAAUCUUGGAAUCCUCGUUUUUACAGACUGGAACGUUCAUGGAGACGAAAAUCCCGGCCGGAAGAAGUGCGUAUAAACUGUUGUGGCAGCCUGAAUUACCAGUCGAACAAUCGCGUGGACAGCCAGUGCCUGGAGGCGUAUAGAUACGACCACAGCAUUUACUUCAAAACGAUCGGCGACAUUCGUGGCAGAAAUCGAAACCGGAAUUCCAGUCUUAAACGGGCCGAGAGUCCGAAAAUCGCGGGGGAAAUGGAAUGUCACCGAUGCGACGACGAACUUAGCGGGAAAAGUCCACUUCAUGAUGAAGAUCAGCCGUCGAAAGCUGCGGGUACCCAAGUUUGGCCUAUCACUGAUUUGACGCAGAUGAACUUGGAAGCCGACGAAAGUCAACGGUAUUUGGACGAUGAGUUAGAGGGAAAUCUGCAGAAUGAUAAUUACUGCAGCAGUGAGGAUAAUCUUAAUAAUAAUAAUCAGGCAAAUAAUAGCGUACAAUUUACCGGUAAUUCGAUAACGCGGAAAACGGAUCAACCGUUGUCACUUAAGCAGCGGUUGGUCAGUAUUCGGAGAACCAGACAAUCUCCCCGAAAAGUAUCUCAGCCGACGAUCGUUGGAGACAACAAUGUUGUUUGGCCUGGAGUUCUGCUUAAUUAUAAAAAAAAAGGUGAGGCCGUCUGUUCGCCGCAUCGUCAUUCGAUCAAAAAAUAGUCAUAUUGUAGAUUAUUAAUGUCUUGUCUUAUAUAUAGAUGUGAUCAGUUCGUAUAAUAAAUGCAUAACCCAUACCUGUUC